AUGGAGCGUUAUGAUCGCGCUAUUACAAUCUUCUCACCUGAUGGGCACCUUUUCCAAGUAGAAUAUGCCCAGGAAGCCGUGAAGAAAGGCUCCACUGCUGUCGGCGUGCGAGGAAAGGACUGCGUUGUAAUUGGUGUGGAGAAGAAGUCGAUCCCGGCUCUUCAGGAUGACAGAACAAUCCGAAAGAUCCACAUGAUUGAUGACCACGUAAUGCUUGCUUUCGCAGGUUUGUCGGCCGAUGCUCGUGUGCUUGUCGAUCGUGCCCGCAUCGAAUGCCAAUCAUAUAAGUUAACUUUGGAAGAUCCCGUAACAGUGGCGUACAUUUCGAGGUAUAUCGCAAAUACUAAGCAGCGAUUCACACAAUCUCCUGGUCGUCGACCUUUUGGAAUUUCGAUGUUAAUUGGUGGCUUCGACUUUGAUGGGCAUCCACGACUUUUCAAAACGGAGCCAUCUGGCGCUUACUAUGAAUAUCUGGCUAAUUCUACUGGUCGUGGAGAGAAACCCGUUCGUGAGUAUUUGGAAGAACAUUAUAGUGAUGAUACAAUCAAGGAUGAAGCGUCUACUCUCAAACUUGUGGUUAAGGCUCUUUCUCAGGUGGUACAAUCGGGUGCUCAAAAUAUUGAGAUUGCCGUAAUGAAGAGAACCGAUAUCCCCGGUGAAUGCACUCACCGUGUCCUCACAGUUGAAGAAGUAGAAGCACUGAUGAAGUUGGUAGAGCAAGAACGUGAAGCAGCUGAAGCAGAGGAGGCGAAGAAAAAGUGA
Messenger RNA from Haemonchus placei, 762 nucleotides. The record is from the annotation of a GenBank genome assembly. NCBI's taxonomy places the organism in Eukaryota, Metazoa, Nematoda, Chromadorea, Rhabditida, Trichostrongylidae.